Messenger RNA from Helobdella robusta, 363 nucleotides. RefSeq lists its product as hypothetical. The record is from RefSeq and is a predicted model, not a curated record. Lineage: Eukaryota; Metazoa; Annelida; Clitellata; Rhynchobdellida; Glossiphoniidae. The transcript has 2 exons. The coding region runs from base 1 to 363 and encodes 120 amino acids.
AUGGGACGAGAUGGUGGUGUAGUGGUUAAGGCACCUGGUCCUGCUGUUGGCGUGACCCGCAUCAUCAUCAACAACAUCAACAGCAACAUCUACUACAAAUACAACAACAAUCACAACAUCAAUAACAACAGCAUCGGUAACAACAUCGACAAUUAUUACGACAAAAAUAGUCACAACAACAAUAACAACAACAGCAGCAACAUCAACAACAACAUCGACAACAAAACCAAAAAUAACGUUGACCACAACAAUCACAACAGCAACAUUUACAACAUCAACAGCCACUCAACAGCCACUCAACAGCCCAUAGACCACGUAAUAAUAAUUAAUGGAAGAAAAACCAUCAAGCAAUCAUUAAAAUAA